GUAGGCGAGUGGUAGGGUUUUGGGGUCGGGAAAAGAGGGAGGAGGAGAGAGACAGAUAGCGCGAGCGGGUGCGAAGCCCUUUUCAUUUCGAUGUGGCCUCGUGGGUAAUGGAUGUGGUUCCCUUCGUCUUUUCCCCGAAAUCCCUUCAAGAAACCCUAAACCCAGCUAGAAUCCCCUCGGGGAGUGGCUUUAGAAAUGCGCACGUUGCCAUUGGAGAGCUCCGUGAUAUUGGGGGAGCUCCGAGACCUCUUGUUUUCAACUUAAUCCGGGCAGUGAAUUUCUCCAGAUUUUCUCUAGACUUCUGCUGGGUUGAUGGGCAAUGAUGAUAACAAUGCAAAGAAAGACAAUGGGACAAAGAAGACACAAGCCCAACUUCAAUCACUGGAAAAAUUGUACUCAGAUGAGAAAUAUCCAAAGCAAAAGGCAAUGGAAGAGUAUGCUAUAUCCCUUAAUUUGACAUAUAACCAGAUCCGUACAUGGUUUGUUGAGAGGAGAAGGAAAGAGAAAAAGGAGAAUGAAGCUCUGAGUAAAUUGAAAUCCAUUGAAUCUGUGGAACCAGAAUCAGAUCAAUCAAAUGACAAUGUAUUUUUUGCUGAUGGUAGGCAUGUCAGCCAGAAAGACAGACACUCAGCACCAAUAAUGCAUAGGGCAAAUAUAUCAGGACAUUCUAGCAACCAGCUUGUGAGACAUAAAGACAGUCACAAGAUUUCAGGACAACAUAUGAAGAACUCUGUUGCUGGGAGAAUGCAUUGUGCAGAAAAGAAACAUCUUGUUCGCUUACAAGUUUUAUUUUCCCAGGACUAUAUUUUGAAAAAAGUAUUUCGCAAAGAUGGUCCUCCCCUUGGAGUAGAGUUUGAUCCUCCUCCUGGAAAUGCUUUCAGCUAUCGUACAGGUUCAGAAAAGGGGCAAAACCUUCAGUCUUGUUACAAUAGCCAAAGAAGCCUCAAAAAGAGAAAGGUCUUGGAGUUUCCUUUGGUGGACCCCAUAACUUCCCAUGAAAGAAAUGUUCCUGAAAAGAAGUGUGGUCUGGGAAAAGGUUUGAUGACAGUAUGGCGUGCAACAAAUUCAGGAAGUGGAAAGUUUCCAACUGGUAUUGAUUUUGUGAAUGGAAGUGCAGCCUGGAUGCUGUUCAAAUCUAAUGCUUCUUUUAAAAAAGUGAUGUGUCAGGUUUCAAAAAGAAUGCAGCAAAGGGGACAGAGACAAAAUACAUCAUGGAAAAAGAUAAAGGAGAAGAGAAAGCUUCCCAUAAGGAAAAGAAAGGUACUAUGUGGCAAGAAUGUAGAUCAGAAGAAACCUCAUCCAACAGAAUGCAAGCUUUCACUUGACGAACCAAAAUCUUUGGAACAAUCAAAUGCGCUGACAGUAUUAGUUGAUGAUGAGGAGCUGGAACUCAGGGAGUUACAGGCUGGACCAAAUCCAUUGAGAUGUUCUGCCCAUCUUGCUUCAAGUGGAAGACAUGGGUGUCCGCUUUGCAAAGACUUGCUGACCAGGUUUCCUCCACAAAGUGUGAAAAUGAAGCUGCCAUUCUGCAUAAGACCUUGGGAUUCUUCACCAGAACUCGUUAAAAAACUGUUCAAGGUUUUGCGUUUCUUGUAUACUCAUUCUGUAACAAUUGAAGUAUGCCCCUUUACCCUAGAUGAGCUUGCUCAGGCAUUCCAUGACAAGGACUCCUUGUUAUUAGGAAAAAUUCAUGUGGCUCUUCUCAAGCUGCUUCUGUUAGAUGUGGAGAAGGAGAUAACUGCCGGAUUCAUCCGCCGAGCUUUCAAGGACUGCAAAUUUCUGGGGUUUCUGAACUUUGUAAGAGAACAGGAACUUGAUGUGAAUUUCUGGAGUAGAUCUCUCAAUUCUCUUACAUGGACUGAAAUACUGCGACAAGUGUUGGUUGCGGCAGGUUAUGGUUCUAAGCAGAAUACAGCAAAGAGACAAAUUUUUAGCAAGGAGAGGAACCGAAUGGCUAAAUAUGGCCUAUGUCCCCGUACACUGAAAGGAGAACUAUUUACAUUGUUAUCUAAGCAAGGAACUGGUGGUUUAAAAGUUUCUGAGCUGGCAAGAGCUUCUCAGAUUGUUGACCUUGACCUCCCCAACACAAAAGAAGAUCUAGAACAGUUGAUAAGCUCAACUCUUUCCAGUGAUAUCACAUUGUUUGAGAAAAUUGGGCCUUCAGCAUAUCGUCUUCGUGUGGAUCCUCAUGUUAAAGGAAAAGAAGACCUUCUAUCGGAUACCGAGGAUUCAGGAAGUGUAGAUGAUGACUCUGUGGAUGCUAGCUCCAGCAAUGAUGAUUCUGAGGAGAUUAAUUCUGCUAUACAUGAAAGGUGGAUCGUUAAGUACAAGGCUCGGCGAAAGAAAACAGGCCAAGAGGUAGCUAAAUGCACUGAAAUUGAUGAAAGUUAUUCAGGGGAAGCAUGGGUUCUUGGAUUGAUGGAGGGUGAAUACUCAGAUUUAAGCAUUGAAGAGAAGUUGAAUGCUUUGGCAGCUCUUGUUGAUCUUGUUGGUGCUGGUUCUAUUGUAAGACCUGAGGAACCAAUAAGAGUCAUAUCAGUCAUUCCCAGCACACAAUCUCAUGGAUCAGGUGCAAAAAUAAAGAAAUCAUCGACAAAUAAUCAUCUACUAUCCCAAGCAUCAUGGGAGGGACCUGCCCAUAAUGUAGAAGAAACACACUCUUUACCAGUUUCUUGUCCAACUGAUUUUUCUGCUACCUUCUUAAAGACAACUAAGCAAUCCUCUGUCAAUGCAAAUGAAUAUCACCCAUCGGUCUCCAGAACAAAGAACUCUGAGCCUAUGGGAGAACCUGGUCAAGUUGUGCAUCCAUUACAGUCCAUAUAUUUAGGAUCUGAUCGUAGGUACAAUAGCUAUUGGCUUUUUCUUGGCCCUUGUACUGCAGAUGAUCCAGGCCAUCGAAGGGUCUAUUUUGAGUCUUCUGAAGAUGGUCAUUGGGAGGUGAUCGAUACAUCACAGGCUCUGCAUACACUGCGCUCUGUUUUAGAUGGUAGAGGCACACGGGAGGCUCGCCUUUGUGCGUCUUUGGAGAAGAGGGAAACAUUUCUCUGUCAAGCAAUGGAUGAGUAUAUGACUGAUGAAAUUAGAAUCAGGCAAACCAGAAGAUCUGAUCCAUCUGACUUAGACACGAAUAGUGGAGAUGGAUCUUCACCUAUUUCAGAUAUAGACAAUGUUACGAUUCCUACAGAAUCCACAGAAAAUCUAUUGGCUGCAUCUGGCGCCAUAGUUCUUGAAGUGGGGAGGGGUGCUGAAGAUAAGAAGCAAAAAUGGGAACGUCUGCAGGCAUUUGACAAAUGGAUAUGGAGUUCUUUCUAUUCCAGUCUUAAUGCUGUAAAGUACAGUAAAAGGUCAUAUAUGGAAUCUUUAGCACGCUGUGAGAGUUGCCAUGAUUUGUACUGGAGAGAUGAAAAACAUUGUAAAAUAUGUCAUGCUACCUUUGAGAUAGAUUUUGAUCUUGAAGAAAGAUAUGCCAUCCACGUUGCAACAUGUAGGGAAGUAGAGGACACCAGCGGGUGUCCAAAUCAUAAGGUUCUGCCUUCCCAGUUGCAAGCACUCAAAGCGGCAAUUCAUGCAAUCGAGAUGAAUAUGCCUGAUGCAGCAUUAGCUAAUACAUGGACAAGUUCAGCACACAAGCUUUGGGUCAAGCGGCUGCGACGCACAUCAUCUAUGCCAGAGCUUUUGCAGGUUCUUGUUGAUUUUGUUGGUGCCAUCAAUGAGGAGUGGUUGUAUGAAUGUGCUUCUUCUUUUGGUUCUAAUAUGGCUUUAGAUGAUAUCAUUGUAUAUUUCCAGACCAUGCCGCAAACAACAUCUGCAGUUGCACUUUGGAUGGUCAAAUUGGAUUCUCUGAUUGCUCCUUAUCUGGAAAGAGUUCAAUCUAAAAGAAGAUUAACAAGCAUGUCGCAGUUACGACGAAGCGGGGCCUGUACGAGAUAGUUUGGAAUCAAUAAAGCUAAUUUUUUUGUUAGCAUCUGUGUCGAAGUCAAGAGCAUUUGGGUACAAGCUAAUACGAGGGAUGACAUUUAAAGGAUUGGAAGAUGUAUGGCCCACAUAAUCUCUCUUGAACAUUUUGGUCGUACUGAUGAUAAGAGAGAUUCUCCAUCAGGCUGUUGCUAUGGAUUUCUCAGUCCUUGAGCAAAUGUUUGUAAUUCACUUGGCUGCAGUUUCGAUCCAUAUGUCACCUUUGAGGAUAAGGUAGUUCAGCUGGAUCAGCAACUGUUGAAAGUGAAUCAGUUACCAAACAUGAACGUCGUGGCCUGACAAGUUUUGCAGUCCUGUAUUUUUGAAGUAUAGGUUUGUCACAGCAAUGAAUGUCACAGUCAUGUUAAUAUUCAUAAUUUCCUCCAUAUGAAUGUCUUACAGUUUUUUUUUUUUGUUUUAAAUAUCUCUUCUAAUGUCAAUUCAGCACUUUGACCAAAACGAUUCAAAAGUCAUGACAGCAAUUGCUUGUAAUUAGGGGAGCUGUUUAGCAAUCUUUUGUUGAAGUAAAUAAUUCCUGUUUUCAUGUUAUUAGGAGAAAUUCAUUGCUAUUUGUAUGGCAUUUCUGA
Molecule: messenger RNA, 4541 nt
Organism: Phoenix dactylifera (date palm)
Lineage: Eukaryota; Viridiplantae; Streptophyta; Magnoliopsida; Arecales; Arecaceae
Product: homeobox-DDT domain protein RLT3
Biological process (GO): regulation of transcription by RNA polymerase II
Molecular function (GO): DNA binding
Source: RefSeq, a predicted model, not a curated record